Molecule: messenger RNA, 1884 nt
Organism: Kwoniella shivajii
Lineage: Eukaryota; Fungi; Basidiomycota; Tremellomycetes; Tremellales; Cryptococcaceae
Exons: 3
Coding region: 1-1884 (627 amino acids)
Biological process (GO): retrograde protein transport, ER to cytosol; endoplasmic reticulum unfolded protein response
Cellular component (GO): endoplasmic reticulum lumen
Source: RefSeq, a predicted model, not a curated record
AUGUCCAGGAACCUGCUCAUAUACUCGCUCGCACUAUCUUCGCUGGCUUCUGCACCUGGGUUAGCUCUUCGACACGGACAAAAUCAACUUCGAGAUUUAUUCGCAUAUCCUAAAUAUGAAAUUCAAUUUAUGAAUGAUCUACCCUUAUCUAAAUCUGAUGCUGAGCUCUACCAAUCAUCAUCAUCUUCUGGAUUGAUGGAUGAAUCGGAUUGGUUAGAUCCCAAAGGAUCUUCUAAGGGAGGGGGAGGGAAGAGGCUGAGUGACGGUAAUAAACAAAAUGAUAUUGAUCGUAAAACGUCACUUUCACUCGAACUGAUUCCAAUGAAUUUCGCUCAUCCAUCAGAACCUAAUGGAGCACCAUACCCAUAUCUCUGUUUAAUGCCAUCGCGAAAUACGACUUCAUCUCAAACUGCUCUAAUAGAUAGAUUGGAUCAAGUUGAAGAGGAAGAGGAGGAGAUAGAUCCUGUUCAAGGAUGGCAAGCUAUGAGUCAUUUAGAUGGGAAAUGUUUAUUCACUAAACAAGGAUGGUUUACUUAUUCAUACUGUCACAACUCUCAUAUCCGACAAUUUCACGCUACAGCUCCUCAACAUCCUCAUCCUCCAGGUGGUAUCAUUCCAGUGGAAGAUACGAAAUAUGAUGCUUACACUUUAGGUCAAGUGUCUCCUGGGGCUAGACAAAGGUUCGCUUCAGGUCAGUUUGAAAAACCAGGUGGAACUGGAACUGGAACUGGAGCAGGAGCAGGAGCAGGUAAAGUCAAAGCUGGUGAUAAAAGCUCAACGAAUCUUCAAAAAUCGUCCAAUUCGAAUCCUAACGCCAAUGCCAAUGUAAACUCCAAUUCAGCGUCAUCGUCAUCAUCACUUACAACAUCGUCUGGAAAAGGACAAGGACAAUCAUCUAGAUAUCUAGUUCAAAAAUGGUCUCAUGGUACAAGAUGUGAUAAAACAGGUAGACCAAGAGAAGUAGAAGUUCAAAUUCAUUGUUCGAUGACUACGACAGAUAUGAUCUACAUGAUUAAGGAAUUAUCAAUUUGUCGAUAUGUGGUUAUUAUUCAUUCACCUUAUUUAUGUGAUUUACCUGGAUUCAAAAGACAUGAAGAUUUAAAUGAAGUUAAAUCGGCUGGAAUAAAAUGUAGACAAGUCAUAGAUGAUCAAGAUUGGAUUGAAUGGGAGAAAGAACAACAUCAUCACAAUAAUCAACAAAGAAUCAAUCCUAAUGAUGUCAACGACAAUGCGGAUGGUAAUAGUGGAAUCUUGGAAUUACCUUUCAGUAAAAGACCUACCGGUGCUGAUAAUCCCAGUGAAGUAUAUACUAAAUUUGAUCAACCAAUUCAUCAUUUCGGUUUAAAAGGUCCUGAAAAGAUGUUUCCUGACCCUGACAACAUACCACAAAAGGAUGAAGAAGAAGAAGGAGAAGGAGAGAUGAAGAUUGUUUUUGAAGGUUCUGAUGUCGAAGAUGAAUCGCUAAGACAAAUCUUAAAACAAGCUUUGGAAAUGUUAGGUAAAUCAGCUAUAUCAAAGAAAUCAAAAUCAUCGAAUCAAAAGUCAGUGGACCAACCUGAUCAACAGGAAGGAGAAGAGGAGGAAGAGGAUGAUGACGAUCACGAUGAUGAACAAGGUGAACAAGUUAUUUUCUAUUCUUGGGAAGAGGGUGAUGAUGGUCCCAUACUUCUAGAUGCUGAUUUAGUGUUAAUGGAUGAAGAAGAUGGGGAAGAAAAAGAAAAAAGUAGAGUCGAAUUAGGCGGUAAGGAGAAAAACGUACUUGAAAAAGUCGUUAGAGAUUUUUUGGGUCAAAAAGGUAGAACACCUAAUAGGAACGACAUAGAUGAUGACGACCAACAAAAAUCGGAAGCUAAGAAAGUCAGGAAAAGGAAAGGUGAAUUAUAA